Molecule: messenger RNA, 3065 nt
Organism: Dicentrarchus labrax (European seabass)
Lineage: Eukaryota; Metazoa; Chordata; Actinopteri; Moronidae
Gene: rxfp3.2b
Product: relaxin family peptide receptor 3.2b
Exons: 1
Coding region: 270-1472 (400 amino acids)
Biological process (GO): G protein-coupled receptor signaling pathway; immune response
Cellular component (GO): membrane
Molecular function (GO): G protein-coupled receptor activity
Source: RefSeq, a predicted model, not a curated record
AGAGCGUCGACCGCGCGACUGAGCUCUGCGCGUUCACGUGGAACCUAUAAACGGUCGUGGCGCGCAGAGCUGUGAGUUGUCGUGGAGAGAGGAGAAGAGGAUAAUCGUGGCACAGGAUUGCAUCAGUAGCGCCGUGGGAGAUAACCUGACACAGCUACAGCAGGAAUACAUAAAAUGCCAUCACCACAAAGUUUUUUCUCUCUCUUUUAUAACACGUAGCUGCACCAACUUUGCUGUGCAAGGUGAUAUGUGAGCAGGAGAGUCCAGUCAUGCAGCUGAAUGAGACUGGAGUUCAAACACUGGCUCCAGAGCCAUGUGAGCAUCAACUACUACAGGAGGAGAACGCUGGAAACUGUAGCGGAGGUUCCACCAGCAACCUGUCGCUGCACUGCUGGCUGCAGCUCCUCACCAAGGAAUCUAUCAUGGAAUUUCAAACAGACAGCUCCAGUUUGGUGGUGCGUGUGAUGAUAGCAUGUGUCUACUCUAUCGUCUGUGCACUGGGGCUGGUAGGAAACUCACUGGCUCUGUAUCUGCUGCACUCACGUUACAGGCAGAAGCAAUCAUCCAUCAACUGCUUUGUGAUGGGACUGGCUAUCACAGACCUCCAGUUUGUUCUGACUUUACCUUUCUGGGCAGUGGACACAGCCCUGGACUUCCGCUGGCCAUUUGGCCGCGUGAUGUGCAAAAUCAUCAGCUCUGUCACCACCAUGAACAUGUACGCCAGUGUGUUCUUCCUCACAGCAAUGAGCGUGGCACGUUAUUACUCUAUCUCCACUGCACUGAAGAUGCACAGCCGGCGGGCUGCAGCCACUAGGGCCAAGUGGACAAGCCUGGGCAUCUGGGCUGUCUCUCUGCUGGCCACUUUGCCUCAUGCGAUUUACUCCACCAGCGCCCAGGUGUCAGAUGAGGAGCUUUGCCUGGUGCGCUUCCCAGACUCAGGCAGCUGGGAUCCACAGCUUCUUUUGGGUCUAUACCAGCUGCAAAAGGUCCUGCUGGGCUUCCUCAUUCCUCUGAUCAUAAUCACCGUCUGCUACCUGCUGCUACUGCGUUUCAUCCUCAGCCGACGCAUCACAGGUGCAGCGGGUCCAGAGGUUGAGCAGGGCCGGCAAAGUCGUCGCUCCAAAGUGACCAAAUCCAUUGUCAUUGUGGUUCUCUCCUUCUUUCUGUGCUGGCUUCCCAAUCAAGCGCUGACACUGUGGGGAGUGCUCAUAAAGUUUGACCUUGUGCCCUUCAGCAAGGCCUUCUACAAUGCGCAGGCCUACGCCUUCCCCCUGACGGUGUGUUUGGCACACACCAACAGCUGCCUCAACCCUGUGCUCUACUGCCUGAUUCGCCGGGAGUUUCGGGCAGGUCUCAAGGAGAUCCUCCUCCACGCCACGCCAUCCUUCAGGAGCCUUACUCAUCUGCUGCGUCGCAAGGCCAAAGUGGCUGAGGCGCCGCCUGUUCUUGUGCUGGUCCAAAUGGAUGUCUGACUUGGAUGACUGGCUUACUUACUGUGACAGAGGGGCAUAAGGAGUGAAUGACAAAGUAAAUAAGCCUAUAGUACCAUUGAUCUGGAGCUUUACCAUGAUGGUGCAUUUAUCUGAGCCCUGUCAACACAGAAUAUCAAAUAUCUUUUUGGCUUUUGAAAACAACUUAAUCAUAAUUGACUACCCAGUGGGAUGUGCCCCACUUUCACUGCAUGCACCAAGAUUCAUUUUGCCGCAAAUUGUUAUACAAUUGUUAUACAACGUCUCUCUCUCUCUCUCUCUCUCUCUCUCUCUCUCUGCCUCUGACAGGCAAUACGACUACUGUUCUCUGAUACGUUGUCAUGAAUAUGUAUAGAUGUCAAUCAUAAGUAAGAUUCAAACAGUUGCAACAUUCAGACUUGUUAUCUGAGAUGACCUCAGUUAAUCUAAUUGUAAACCUCAAUUAAUAAUUGUCUCAGAAUCGGCAUCAUGAGUGGGAUUAAGCAUUCUUUACACACACUGUGAGUUGAUGAGGGAAUUAUGUGGAUAACAACACAGGUAAAUCAGGACCAAGAUGUUUAGAAAGAAAAUGUAAAGAAACAUGAACAGAAUGAGUAAUGAAUAAGUUCCCAGUUGCUGUGUUUGUGUUUGUUCUAUGGUGCAAUUGUGUACAUUGUUUCAGAAAGUAAAAGCAAACUGAAAAAAAAUUUAACCUAAACUAAUGAUUUAAACAGUAGGCUAAUAGUGUAUGGUAUUAUUUGCUAAAUUUAAAACAUAAUAAAAAAGAAAGUAACUGAAAAGCCCAAUGGUGUAUAUUUGUUAAAAAAUGAGAAAAUAGCAAGUAUUGUACAACAUCUGUGCAACUCAUACAGGAGCAAAGAAUAGCUAGUUAGGUUGCACCUGAAAUGGAGAAAAAAGAAGAAAGAAAUCCAUAGAACGUGCAAGAACUGAAAUCAAUUUCCUGUCCUUUUUCAAGGUAAGACAAUAUGACACAAUACAUCAAAGGAUUCAGUAUAACAAGUGUAUAGUUCCAGAGAGGAAUGCUGUCAUUGUGGAAACAUUAGCAUCAAGAGUUGAGGUGAUUCAAAGGAGAUGUAUACUCCUGUGCAACAAAUAUUAGACUAUUCACAAGUGAGCUGAGCACAAAUACUGUUUUGUAUGCACACAAAUUGAAGCUCACUCUUUUUCUCCCUCUGACUGUACACUCAUACACACAUGCAGCAUAUAUCUGGGUGCCGUUUUCUCAUUGCUGUAGACGUGCCAGAUUUAAUAAAAUAAUGAAUUAUUUAGUAUUUACAGGAAAUUUGCAGUUUUGUGUAUCUUUGCAGCAUCUUCAAACCAAGCCAUUCAUAAAAAAAAUAAGCAUUUCUUAAUGGACAGUCCAUUGAUGCAGACACUAGCCUUUCCUUCUCUGUUAAAUUACACUGUUGCUGAAGGAGCUCAUAACUGAGUAAAACUGAUAAUGUGAUCUUCUGUGAAAAUGUUGUCACCCUGUAUUCUUUCAUGACUGUGACCAUGAUGAUCUUUUAAAGAAGACAUAUGUUGUUUUGAUGUUUCAAUGGAAAAUUAUAUUAAAUGACACACUGUAAUGAAAAGUAAAGAUUAAAUUAAAAACCC